UAAAAAUGUGAAGUUAUUUUUAACAUAAAGACCAAGGUUGUAGAAAUAUUACAGUACGAUAAUCCAAACAACUGUAAUGAAGAUAACACGCCGCGGAUUGUGAAAAAUUAAAAAAAAUUAUGAACGAGGUUGCUUGACUGCGUGUCACGUUUGUUCUUUGGCGGAAUAAUAAAACGCGUUAGUUUAUUUUGUUCUUCCUUAGUGUAUUGUUUGUAUUGUCAGAAGUGCAUUUUGUAAAAUAUAAGUGGUUAGUGAAAAGUUUGUGAAUAGGUGGUUAUUGUGUUUUGUGUAAAUUAACUUUCGUAGGUACUGUGCGACCGUGAAGGUUGAGAAUGUUACGUCAUUUUAACACUGGUGGUGUCUGAUAUGAACAUAUUUGUUUUUUCAAGAACUGUACCAAGAGUGGAUUUACAACAAGUAAAUCUGCAUUAAGCGAAAAUUUAUAUUUGCGUGGCGUACGGAUAAAAAUAAGAAAUAGCCACGGAGCGUCAGGAUACGGCGCUGAAUGGCGCCUAUCGUAUCCAUGCCACAUUUAUGCAAGUCCUACCUGGUGAAAAUGCAAGAAUUGAAUCCUGUGACCUCCAACUGGGAGACACAUGGAGGGGGAUGCAGGGCAAGAUGAGCGUGACCGCGCCGGGUAAGAAGAUAAGAAAAAAGUCAUCAGACAAUAAAUCUCAACAAAACAAGUGCGACAAUGAAAAGCGACGCCGAGAGCACGAAAACGAAGUGAUAAAUCAGCUAGAGGAACUCCUUGGUACUUGUUUAGCUGAGGUAAAGCAGCCCGACAAGAACGGAAUAGUCCGCGAGGCUACCCGGCUUAUCGAGGACGUUCUAGAACAACGGAGGGCCUGUCCCGGCGAGUGCCCUCUGAGUUUGGAUGGGUACGUCUCGCCCUUGCAAGGAGGCGAAGUAAGCUCCACCGAGUCACAGGCACCAACAUCUGACUUCCAGUAUUCCGAACUUAGCACUCUUAUUGAGGCAAUUAAGCAUUACACGAACGUCCUGGGUUUAAUAUUAAUGGAAAUUAACUCGAAAGGUGAAAUUGAGUGUGUGUCUGAGAACAUAAAAGAUCUGGUACUAGCGGAGAGAACAGAGUUAUAUAAGAAAUCCAUAUUCUCCCUCCUGCAUGCCGAUGAUCAUGCGAAGAUAAAACCCCUGCUGAGGAAUAUACAAAACUUCGCAUGGAGUUCAGGAGAAUCUGACAAGUUUCAGUAUCUCCAAGCACGUCUUCUUAUAAAGGACUCAAAUGCGGCUGAUGGUCCCAGGUUUGUGGAUACUGUGAUCCACGCUGCGCCAGUACGCGGCUCGUCCACGGAGGAGGCCGGCUCCGUCAUGUGCGUCAUUCGGCGCUGUGAGUCGGCCGCUAUCUCCAACGACGGCGGACCCACCAUCGUUUUCCGACUGGACUGCAAUUUUAACAUCUUAUAUUGCGACUUGACCGGAGUGGAAAACUGUAUAAACUCUUCCCCUGCCUCUCUUGUGGGAACUCAUUACUUAGAUAUCGUUGAAAGUAGUGACCGUGCACGCGUGUCAUCGCAUCUCCAGGAAGUCGUCAGUCGGGUCGGCCUGCUAGUCGUCAGCGAUCCAUACCGAUUGCGCAUUGCGAACGAAACUCCUCGUAUCCGAGUAACCGCCCAGUCGCGGUUCUUCCCAACGGUCGGCGAGCCGGACUUCAUCAUGUCCACGAACACCGUGCUCAGUGACGACGACGUGGAUCUUCUGGAGGCGGGAGUUUCUCGGCCUUCACACGGAGGCCCCCUCAUGACGUCCGUCGCCAACGGCGAGUCUUCUGGAUCCGAGCCGCGUUACCGCUCCCCGGUAGGUAGCCCCGUCGCCGAGCAGCAGUUCUCUAUAAAUGUGUUCGAUCUCGACGAACCCUGGGCCCCAUCAUUUCCGAUGGGCGAGAUGGCUGUCGACGAGACGAAGGAGCGUAAAGAGGGCGGCGCUGACGAGACCGCGUCGCUAGCUUCGCCCGCGGACGCACAGCCGCCAACGCCCGCUCAUGAGGAGCCCAAUCGCCUCAGGACGCUUCUCAGCAAGAAGACAGGGCCCAACGCCGCGGACGCCAAUUCGAAUAACCGCAUCUUGAAAGACCUGCUAAAGCAAGAGGACGAGGAGGCGACGGGCAGCGAGACGUCGGCGCCGCACACUCCGCUCACGCCACACACGCCGCACACGCCACACACGCCCCACACGCCCCUCACGCCCGGCUCGGCGCUGUCCCCCCUCUACUCGGCGCAGGCGCAUGCGCGCCCCGUUCCGCAUCACAACAAUCAACUGCUCAGGAUAUUAAAUGAUAAAUCUGAUGAGGAUGGAGAAGAGAGUAGAAGGAAUUCGACCGACAGCGGCCGUGGGUCUUCGCAGACCAGCGUGCUGUCACAGCUUCUGUCAAAUACCAACAGCCCGUCCAGUAAUGGUCGGUCGCAAGAGGGUGGAGACAUGUACAUGGAUAGAAUUGCUGGCAUGAAACGAAAAUUUGAAGAAUCCAAAGCGUCACCAAAUAACACAAAGAGAGCUACACCUGAAAAUCAGCAGGUGUCAUCUAGUGCUGCGAGCGCCAGUACGGCGACUUCCAUAGCGACGUCGAGUAUCAACAGCGCGGCCACCAGUAGCGGCAUGAGCCAACUGUGCCAGAAGAACCAAAUACUGGUGUCAUUGCUGGCGCGGCAACAGACCACGCCGCCAACGCCAUUGCCACUGCCCAACCCCAUCAUGCGGUACCCGACCCGCGCGCGGCCGCCGCAACCACAACCGCAACUCCCUCAGUCGCAUCCGCACCACCAGCUCCAACAGCUGCGCUCCUUUCAUCACGCGCUUGCUAAUAUCAGUAAUCGGGGGAGCAAUGUGAACGGCGGCGCUGGGCCUGUUUCCUCAGCGUCGAGCGUGGAGUGUACACCCAUGCAAACGUCGCAGGCGGGGCUCGGGGCGCAGAGCCACCUUCAAAUGGUACUGCAAGGUGGUUCACGAGCGACCUACAACCCUGCUUCGGCGCCGCCGCUUUAUGCCACAGCUAGUACCCACCAUUCCUACAAUCAGAGCGGCAACCCGAGGACGCAGGGUGGGUCGGGAGACAGCGAGGUGCCCAGUGAUCAGGCCUUAUCCGACAUCCUGGACGAAGUGAUCGAGAAUAUGCCCUAUGCAGACCGAUCCGCUCCCGAAGUCAGUGUUCUUAUGGAUCUGGAGAGCCAUCGACAGUUAUUACGCACAGACGUCGGCGCGAAAGAGAAGAAUGAUGUGAUAAAUGCUAUAACACAAAGCCUAAUGCAGUGUGAAACUGCAACCAAAAGUCCAGUGGCUUCAAGUCCGGGCGCGCCACCAGUGUAUCCAGUUCAAAGUCUAGGAACGUGUACGAUGAGUGGUGGCAAUGUUGGCGGGGCGCUGUACAGCAUGGUGGCCCGAAGCGAUCAAGACCCGGUACGUGCGCGGGCUAUCUCGGAACAAAGGGCGCGUUUACUCCAGAUGCAACGCUUACAACAGCUGCACGUAUCUCCGGAGGCGGCCGAGCAACCGCAGGCGGAUCUCGGCUCAACGAUCAACGCUUUGGUUUCCGAGACUCCGCCCAACGUAGCCCUAACGCGUACUGGUUUCCAUCACCUAUAUCAUCCGACGAAUCAAAUGGGUUCAAAUUAUGGUACAAAUAAAAUUCAGCCACCACAACAAAAUCCGAUGCUCAGUCGGCAACUUUGUGGUGGAGGCGCCGGUAACGCGGGUGGUUACGCGGCGGCACUCCACACGCCCGUGGCCCCGCAGCCUUAUCACCGUGCGCCGCGCCCGCUGCACGUGGGCGGCUACUAUGAGGAGGGAGAGGCGGGCGCGGGCGCUUACUGCGGCGAGUUUGCGCGCCGCGUGCCGCAUCCAGCGCACACGCCGCACCCGCCGCACCCGCCGCACCCGCCGCACCCGCCGCAUCCACCGCAUCCGCCGCACACCCCGCAUCCCUCGCAUAACUCGCAUCCUUCGCCGCACAGCCAUCAGCUCUCAUGUGGUGUCGGCGGGGUGAGUGGCAUGGGCGGCGUCGGCGGCGUGGGCGGUGGUGGUGCGACGGGUGCAGUCGGCGGCGGCACGUCGGAGUACGUGCGCAACGAGCUGCGCGCAGUGGUAGGCGCACGCUCAGCUCGCCCCGACAUGCACACGAUGCACGCACCCGAUCUCGACCCACUGCUCAACUUCGACAUGUCCGCGCCUGGUGGCGGCGGUGUGGUGGGGGGCCGCGGCGCCUCGGCGACGGCGAACUCGUGGGAGUCGCAACAGAGCACGCCGAGUACUACGGAGGAGGGCUCGGCGGCGGCGGGGUCGGCGGCGGGGGCGGCGGGCGGUGAUGAGGCGGGCGCAGCGGGGGUUGCGGGGGCGGCGGGGACGCCGGGCGCGCCCGCUAAGGCUUCGCUGCUGCAGAAGCUGCUGUCGCAGUGACCGCGGCCCGGGCCCGACUUUGCAUUUAUCCCGCCCGAGACUUCCCCGGCUGCGGGUUCGCGAGCGCUACCUCUGCGGAUGUAAAUCUCACUCGCUCCGUGAGUGACGUAGUACACGUAUUUAUAGAGCGUCUCUAUGUGGAUAGUAGUACGAUAGUCUAGUAGUGCUAGUGAUAUUUUCGAGUAAUUGGAGAUCGACGAUCGAUCGUAUGUAUCCUUUGGGUUCUUUGAGAACUCUGUUUUUCAUACGAGUCGUAGAUAUAUGUAUCUAUGUAUAGUUUUUAAGGUGUUCCGAUAAGGAGUACGACGGUAGCUUCCUGUAAGGGAAUAAAAAAUAUGUGAUUCGCUAUAUGAUUGGCGCAUACGCCUAGUUUACAUACGUUAUAUACAAUAGAGACAUACCGCGUGCAAUAUUGUAUAGAAAUAAACAUUUUUUUUUGCGUUGUGAACGUUCUGUAUUAUAGUGUGAAAGUCAGAUGUUACCUGUUAUGACAAAGUUAAGUUGUAAUGUAGUAUUCGAUGGGGCGUAUGUAUGUAUUUUAACCCGGCGCUAUAGUCAUCGCCAGUAAACACAAAAUAUAUGUAAUUUUAAGAGAAAUGCUUUAAGCAUAUUUUCACAUAUUUCAAAAUUAUUUUUCGGAAAUAAUAUUCAAAUGUGAUUUAAUUUUUUUUAUCAUAUUCAUCUGUCGGCCACUUCGAGGAGUAUAGAGUCGGGUUACUAAAUAUUAUGUAAAUAACGUGUUGUUAAAUUAUAGCAAUUACUUUGUGUAAAUAUUUUGUUAAAUUUAUCAUUGUGUUUCUUUUAUGGUACAUUAGUUUUUCUUGUAAUAUUAAAAAACAUUUAUUGAUUUUAUUAAAGUUUUUUUAUAACUUUACUUUAAUUUUACAAAAUAAUUUUAUCUUUAUUUUAUUUGCCUGUAUGGUAAUUUUACUUCGGUUUACGUUUGAACCCCUAAUGAAAUUAAUUUGAGGCAGUCGUUCGCCUUCCUUGACAUCAAUGUUAAUGAUGUGCCCUUAUGAUAUUUGCUAAAAAUUUUGUUAGCACAAGCUAUCUAUUUUAAUUAUCAAAUCUUCUGAAAAAAGUCUUGAUUUCGAAAUCAAAUUAAAUCUAUUCAUAGAUUUUUGAAAUACUCAAUCCAAUAUCAAUCCGAACAAAAUUAAGUUUAAAUUUUUGAAGUUAUUGGCUAAUGCUAGUUUAUUGAAUGCAAUCACUUAAAUAAAAGAACAUCAGUAUGUAUUGAACAACCUAUAUAAUCUUAGCCACAGAACCAAUGCCAAUACUAUUAAAAUUUUGAUAUUUUGGUACAUUUACACAUAAUUAUAUUCCCAAGUUUUGUUUUAUUUCGUUAUUUCAUUAUUAUCAUUGUGAUAUUAUGUAAACAUUAUUUUAUUUAAAUUUUAUUUUGUACUAUAUUUUCUCUAUAAAAUAAUAACUAAGUAUGAACUACGAGGCGAAAAAGCCUAUAGACGGUAGUUGUAUGUUUCGUUGUUUAUAAAUGUUUCAAUCAUAUUAUGUAUGCUCAAUUGAUGUUAAUAAAUAUCGAAUGAAAUGUUCACUUAUAAUGUACGUCUUCGCAAGUUUUAAGAUUGCUAUUUACAGGUUUAUUAAAUUUUGCAAAAAUUGCAUCGAUUGCUAUUGAUAGGUACGAUCAGGUAAUGAAUUUAUUUAAUAAUAAAUAAUAUGGAAUGCGAGUAUGUUAAGAAAAUGUUGCUGUAUUUAAGAGCAAGGGAGCAGUGAAUUGUAGUCCCAAAAUUUAGUGUUUGAAGAUAUGGCUUAGGUGUUUUCAACAAAAAAUUAAAGAAGACCUAAACACUGAAGACAGCUGGCCACCAGUUUUGCAACAAUGUAAACGGUAGGCCAAAGCCGGAUGUCUAUCAAUUAUUCGCAUAGUCAUUGAAGGUCGGCGGCCUUUCUGCAACGAUGCAAAGCGACUCCCAAGCCGCAAGUUUCGUUACAUUUAAGGUCGCGCCUGUCAGUUCCGACGCUGCCAAAGGUUUUCUUUUUCAAUUUAAGUCUUCUGUAAACAUCGUCACAUAAAUGUGUGUGUAACAAAGAAUAAAAGUUGUCGCGACGGGUAUAAAUAAGUAAAUAUAAAAAUAACUUUUUAAAUUAAUAUUUUUAUACUAUAGUGCAAAGCUAGAUCGAUGUUUUAAGCAAAAAUUAAUAGUAGAAACAGAUUGGAAACGCCCCACCCCACGCCACGCCAAACGUGUCACGUCCAGUCAAUACUAAAAUUAUGAAUGCCUAAAAACACAUUACCAACAUAAGAUGUGUCGUUAGGCUUCCUCUGGCCACCCGAUUUUGGUCAUGCCAAUAGGCUGGUUGACCAUCUUGGUAAUGUUUAACCCGGUCGUUGGUAAAACAAUUUGAUAUAAUGCGAUAUCGUUUCCCCACUCAAAUCCCCUUUCUUAAGACGGGGUAUUGUGGGUAGCUGCUUUCAUUCCCGGAUUUAUAUACUUUUCGCUAUGCAAAACGUGCAUAAAACUGUUAUAUACUUUAGUACUUUCAAUUUAGGAUGGGCAUUGACUGGGGUGGGGUGGCCUAGCGUUGGGUGUUGUGCAAUUAACGUCGACACGUCGCGUCGGAUGGGGUGUUGGAUUUGUUUCUUUUUACGGUAUGUCCAAUUUUUAAGUAUGUUGUAAUUACAAAAACGACAACGAAUAAACGAAGCAUGGGUAAGGCAUUUUGUAAAGAUGUUAAUGCGCUACUCUGCAGGCACAUUGUCAACGCUAUCAAGAUUCGUUAGUCUUCAAAAAAGCGCAUGAAGUGCGUGAGACCAAUGCAAACUCUGCCCAAGUUAUAUAAGUACAUAACAAAAAUAGCGCUCAUGAUUCGAUCUUCAUAUUAUUAUAUUAGAAGUUUCACAAAAAUAAUAAAAUGAAUUCUACGCAAAAUUGAAAAGGCAUGGAUUAAUAUUUUUGUUAAUAAUAAGUCUAAUUAAAAAAAAACUUCGCGUGGUGUUGCCAUUAAUUUCGAAGCAGUAUGAAUGUGCUAAUAUAAUCUCAAAUUUAAAUUAGGUGUUAAGGUAAGUCUGUGGUCUCGACUCAGUGUUUUUGGAGAAAAUAUUAAUAACCUCAAUGUUAUACGUCGUUUAAUUAACUUCUAGCUUUAUAAAAAACUUUGUGCACCAAAUUAUUGGCAUUUAUAUCUGCAAAAUCAACGUUUUUUGAAUAAUAACUUAUUAAGACGGUAAAAUUUAAUUACUGACCGUUUUAUAACUUUGAAUAACCUCUUUCGCAAUGUCAAAAUUAAUUUUAAUAGUUUUCUUCUAAAUUAUAGGAAUCAAUAUAUAUUUUAUGUUGGUUUUAUUACUUUAAUUGAUAGGUAAAAUUAAUUGCGACUUUGUGGAAGAGCCUAAAUCGCACAAUAUUUUGAUGUUUAAAUUCUAUGUGUAAAAUUUAUAAUAGUUAUAAAUUAUGAAUGUGUAAGUGAGGUCGUGCGAUCUGGAUACGUAGUUUAAGUGAUAACUCAUCGAUUAGACCUGUUGCUUUCGGGACCACAAAGCAUUGAAGUUUACCGACACCCUGUUGAAUAUUUAUAAUGACGUUAAACAGUCGCUUAUUAUUAAAAAACGAGUACCACAAUGAUAAAUCAUAAAAUAUAUUCAUAUAGGUAUGUUAUAAAACAAGCAACUGCUGUUAAUUGUUCGUGAUGUAGACAGCCCUUAGUUCCAUCUUCAUGAUUUAGCUCGCCGUCUAAUAUAUAAAAUACUUACAUUAUACGAAUCAUUGUGUGAUCAGUCGCAAUUCAUAGAUAAUGCGCUCUUAAUCAGUAGCUUAUCUGAACAAAGAACAACUCUUACAUACUUUAUUAAAAUUUUAUAGUCAUUAUUCAUAAGCUAUUCCAUCAGCAAACUUUCAGACUUUUGAACUCGAGUUUGCCAAUAUUGAGAAUGAUGGUUGAUUCUCAUAAGUUUCAAUACUAUAUCAGAUUAAAAUUAACUUAAUGUUUUUCGUGUUAAAGCUGAAGUUUCAGUAACAGCUAUGAAAUACAAUAUCAGUAUAUCAGUACCAUAACAAGUGUGGCUUUAAAACAUUAGUUUAAAUUUACUGUGAUGUUGUAUCGGAACUCAAAAAAUAAGACAACGUUGUAUUCAGACUUGAAACAAGGUUACCUGCUGUUAAAUAAUAAGUUUUCGUUUCGUUAUGGCUUGUAAAAGUUGAUUAAGGGCAAUUACUUAAAUUUUCUGUUUGGUACUUAACUGAAACUGACUGUGUCCUUAUGGUCGACGCGUAAAAUUAUGUUGUUUCGUAAUUUCCUCAUUUACAUCAUUAUUUGGUUUUUAUAUACAAAUAAUUCGUCCCGUUUAGGACAGAUCUCUAACGAAAUAAAUGUUUUGACUUGGACGACACCGAAGUACAUAGACAACAUUUUCCUUCUACAUUAAAAAUGAUAUAGAUACCAACCGUAGUUAUAGCGUGUAAAUGUAUAUUGUGAUGUUAUAAUAACCUACCCAAACAACGUACAAAUAAAUAUGUAGGUGUAUCCGUAAAAUUAUAAAUAAUGGAAAUUGAAACGAUUAAAUAUUAAUAUUUUUAUACCCUAAAGUUACAUAACUGAUGUCUUAUAGACGACUGGCCAAUACAAUCUAUGACUCGUGAAAAUAAAACCAUCUUUUUAACAGUAAUAAUAGUGAGAAGAAGCUUUACAGUAUCCGAAAAAAAAACUAGCUAUAUACCACUUCAUUCCAUUAAGAAGGUUACGAGGAGACAAGAGGUGCCGGAGUGUCCGACUAGCGAAUACCGAUUCCGCAAAGUACAAGUAAUGGCCUUGUUAGGUACACGGCAACAUAAAACAAAUAGUUGAGAAUUAGUGAUUAUGUAUCAUAUUGAAAAUAUUGGAAGCAUAUUUAUUGGAUUGUUAGAUUGAAGAGCAUUUGAUGCCGUCACAUAGUUUUUGACGUCCCGCAGCGGAUGAAAUGUACCCGAAGAAGGCUAUAUUUUUUACAGUUUUAUAUAGUGUACAAAGGAAUAAAAAGACUCGUUUUUUCUAUAACACGUCCAUAGUACGGGUUAAAAAGAAAUUGGUUUUCCGAAAUAACUCUGUAAAAUGCGAAGCAGUAACGACGCAUGUGUGCCUGAUAUUAAAAAUAGAAAAUAUUUUUCAGUACCAUCUUUAUAAAGAGACUAUGUAAUUAUAUGUAAUAGAAAUAACAUACGAUUAAUAAAUUAAUAGUUAUAAAAGAUUGAUAACUUUCAUAAUGGGAAUCUAUUGUUUCUGUUGUAAUUGUUACUGGCUAAACUUUGUAAGGAACUAUCUGUUGUCCUAUAAAUUUUUCACUGCGAACACGGCAGCGAAUUAAGAUCGAUUAAACUUCAUAUAAAUGCACCGCCAUUACUAGUAAUGUUUAUCUAUAAAUUGGGUAACCAAUUUAUAUAAUUUUAUAAGAUUACAUUGUUGAUAAAAUAAGAAUGAAGUUUGGAAAAUGCCUAAGAACCUAAAGGGAACCUGGAAAAGGCAGUAAUGUGUAGAAUCUGGUCUUAGAAUCAAUUACGCCUGCAUGUAUGUCAGUAGAAAGUUUUUUCUAUGUUUAAUAGUAAUUGAGGGUUCAUAUAUGUCAAACUAAGUUAUAAGGCAGUACCUUUGUAAUGGCAUACUUAAAUGUUGUUAUCUGGUUUUAGGACCAUUAUCUGGUCCUCCUUUAUUGGUGAAUUUUAGUCUUCCAAAGAAAGUAAUUAUUUUUUGUGCCCAACGAUGUUGUAAUUUUUAUAUCAAUAAUACCUUCCACUUACCAAAAGUCAGCAUGAUCUUCAUUUUAGGUAUAUAUUUGAUAAAUAAAUAAAUCAAUAAAUAGAUAUCGUCACGUUAAUCGAUGUUCGUAUGUCAAUUUCGUUAUUUUAAUUAUUAUAAUUAUAUCUCAAGUCAUAUAUAGGGUCUCGUUUUAACACCAAUACUUUAAUAUAACGAUUGAUAAAGAAAAUAAUCAACGAAAAAUAUUCCUAAUAAAAAAUAAACAUAUUUUGAUAAAUGGACAUUAAAUUGUUGAAUUGGGCUUAUCGAAUAUAAUAAUAUUACUCAUACGCAAUUCAUCUAUAUUAUAUAGAACUCUUAGAAUAAUGCAAACAUCUCGGUGUAAUGGUUAAUACCUCAUUUUAAUGUUCGUAACAUUAAGGUCGUAUUUGAUAUUAAAACUAAAAAGCUUAAAUAAAAAUCUUUAAAAUAUCAACCCUCAUUAAAGUUUCUUUUUUUUAAAGUACGGUUUUUAUAUAUUUUAUAUUAGGCUGCUAUUCGGAUAUAUUAUUGUAAGGUUUAUGGUAAUUUCAGAACUAUUAGACAUUAUAUUGAGUAAAUCAUAUGUAAGAACUUGAUAAAAUUUUAAAUAAUGAUGUUUGGUCAGAUGAUUGGAAAUGUUAUGUAUAAUUUGAAAUAUUAUGUAAGAUGAUCAAAGUAAUCAUUAUUUUUGCAAUAAGAAAUUUCAGUUCCGUAUCACAGAGUAAAAAAAGGGACAACAAAAUAAUAGGGUCCAAUGUUUCCAUCCAAUGCUGCAGCAAGUUUACGAGUUGGACUGUUAUAGGAAUGUGAUAAUAAUAUGUCAAGGUUUAUUUAUUACAGUCUACUUACUCUGUGACCAGGGACUUAAAAGUAUGAAAAUAUUGUCAAAAUUAAUCGAUGAAACAUUGAUGGGUACGGGAAUCUUUGUUUCAAAGAGAAAACAUAAUUAGUAUACCAACAAAAAAAAAAUCCAUUUUUAUAACUUGAUAAAUUUUGUUCUAUAUAUUUAAAAUAUAAUAUUAUGCUGAAAUAGUUUUAUGUGAUUCCUCUGUAGAUGAUAACGUGUGAUAAUAUAUUUAUAGUAAGAUGACAGUUGCUAACACAACGAGGUAAUUAUACUCCCGUACAAAAUUGAUUUUAUUUUUUUGUAUAAAAUCGUGCCUCUUGUCUUGGCCUGUCGUCUGCGAGCAGGGGUAUUGUGUAUAUUUUUAGAGGUAAAAUUCAGUUUUGAAGGGCGUUAUUGAACCUAAUUAUGUUUUUUCUAAAAACGAUUAAGCGUUUUGGCCAGCGGCAGAAAGGAUUAUCGCUAGAGUUUAUUUCUACUAUUGUAAUUUUAAAAGCGAAUGUGUUUGACACAUCGUUACGGGUGGGUAAUGAUUUUCAGCUUUAAGAACUAAGUAUAUAAUACCCCAGUCUUGAACAGACUCAAACUUCGUUUAAUGUUGAAUAGAACUAACCUAGUCUUAUCGUAAGCCGUAAUCUUUUUUGCGGAUGGCCGUUAAGUCUGUGUUAUUAAGUUCUUCAAAUGUUAGAUUAGAGCUCUUUUGUGUUGAUGUGCAUUUCUAAGCAUUGUAUGUAUGUAUGUUUAUAUGUUGUAAAUAGCUAAACAUAUAUUUUUACGACUAGAAUACACAACCAAAGUUGUUAUAAAAAUAUGGUUGAUUAAAUGAUAAAAUUGAUAUAGGUCGUUAUGUUUAUAUUUUAGUGGACAUUCAACUGUCACCGCAGUUGUAUGGGUACACCGAUGUCUCGUCAAAGCCUUUUUACAUAACCGCCCUGAUAUUAGAAAAAACGAAUUUAUUGUUUGAGGUAUGGAAUUCGAAUAAUUCAAAACAGAUAAAAUUAAGCUGUAAACUUAUAGUAGUAUGAGUAGCUUACUGUUUUU
Pararge aegeria (speckled wood butterfly) is the source of this 12007-nucleotide messenger RNA. RefSeq lists its product as uncharacterized. Gene Ontology annotation, biological process: positive regulation of transcription by RNA polymerase II; cellular response to hormone stimulus. Bases 535 to 4410 code for a protein of 1291 amino acids. Gene Ontology annotation, cellular component: nucleus. The transcript is spliced from 20 exons. Gene Ontology annotation, molecular function: protein dimerization activity; nuclear receptor binding. NCBI's taxonomy places the organism in Eukaryota, Metazoa, Arthropoda, Insecta, Lepidoptera, Nymphalidae. The record is from RefSeq and is a predicted model, not a curated record.